This is a messenger RNA of Aspergillus candidus, 885 nucleotides long. RefSeq lists its product as uncharacterized. The coding region runs from base 400 to 609 and encodes 69 amino acids. The transcript has a single exon. The record is from RefSeq and is a predicted model, not a curated record. NCBI's taxonomy places the organism in Eukaryota, Fungi, Ascomycota, Eurotiomycetes, Eurotiales, Aspergillaceae.
AAAAUAAAAUAAAAUAAAAUAAAAUAAAAUAAAAUAAAUGAGAAGAGAAUCCAGCAAGUGAAUUAAAUAACUAAAAAAACCAAAAAGCUAGUAUACCAAGACGCUCUAUGGAUCCAAACCAUGUAAGAGAAUGGAUUUAAAAUUGAAUAAGGCAGGGAAUGGAAAGGGUGAAGUGGAAAAGGAAAUAGAGUGAAAAAUAAAAUAAAUCAAAACAAGAUAAAAAGGUAAAUUCAAAAAAUGAAUAAAUUAAAAAUUGUAAUAAGAGAUAGAGAGAGGAGAAGGAAAAAGGGAAGGAGAAUAAAACAAAAGGAAAAUAAAAAGAAACCAAAAAUGGUACAAAAAGGAAAAGAAAAGUAAAAAAAAAUGGUAAUUAUAGGCAAAGGAUGAGGUCAAGACAUCAUGCCUCAUACAGCAAAUACUAAUAAAUCAUCCAACUCCGCUAGCAUGAGCCAGGGUAUUAAUUCUCGGUCGGAACAAAGUGCUGUGACCAUACAGAGUAGACAGAGUUUGACCCGGACGCAGGUCCAGAAGGCAGAUCCUCCUUUCUGGACUCGUUUGGGUCGGUUCCGGUUUGGUCAUCCUAGAUUGGUUGUCUCUGCUUUGUCUUGAAAGAGUGAUGGAAAUACCGGUUGAUGUCAGAAGAGCCCACGGGGGGGUUGAGGGGAGGGGAGGGGGGGCAAGGGAACAAGUGGAUGCAUGCUACGGAGUAGUGGAAGGGUAACAAGGUGAGCAGCCCUAGUCUUGUACCAGUAAAGUGAGUUUAAAGCGAAGAAAAUAAAAGAAAUAAUAAUAAUAAUAAUGAUAAAGGAAAGAAAGGGUAGGCUGAGCGACUAGUGAGUAAACUGGGCCCCCCAAGUCCAGUCCAGUCCAGUCCACGGGAGAAAC